Coccidioides posadasii C735 delta SOWgp is the source of this 1485-nucleotide messenger RNA. RefSeq names its product GTP-binding protein (gene SEC4). The record is from RefSeq and is a predicted model, not a curated record. Gene Ontology annotation, biological process: protein localization to plasma membrane; regulation of exocytosis; protein secretion. Gene Ontology annotation, cellular component: endosome; plasma membrane. Gene Ontology annotation, molecular function: GTPase activity; GTP binding. Lineage: Eukaryota; Fungi; Ascomycota; Eurotiomycetes; Onygenales; Onygenaceae.
UUGGUCCCUUACAGAUCUCCCGAGGUUUUCUGCUGUGGGACAAUAAGUCAACCGUCCAACUGUCACUAUUAUCCUCCGUUACCGUUUCGAUACUCUGCAUUGUUGCCGAAGAACCCUACCAAUCCUGCCUAGCUACCCGCCAACAUUCCUCUGUGCCUAUACUCCAUUCCACCCUUACCCUGCUUGACAUUUACAUGUUUCAAAGCCGAAACCCCAACGCCAUCCAGAAAUUCCUCCGUGUACACCAGAGUUAUCGCCAGUCUGAAUAGUCACUGCGUGAAGUAGCAAAAGACUGGCUUCCAAAGUUUAACUGCUAGGAUUUCCUUAGCCACAGGACCAUUGGAAAGACUCGCCCGUCUCGCAAUACGGGCCGACUGCAUUGCUGCCUCACUCGCAGGCCGGAUUUCCCCUGGCAUAUUGCGUUGCAGACCUCCCCUGUUCCGUCGCCGUAUUUAAUAGGCGACUUCCCUUCCUACCGUCAUAACCCCGUUCUUGUUUCCUUCUCUUUGCCGCCAUGGCUGGCACACGGAACUACGAUUUUUUGAUCAAGCUCCUGCUUAUCGGAGACUCAGGAGUGGGUAAAUCCUGCUGCCUGCUACGAUUCAGCGAAGACUCAUUUACACCUUCUUUCAUCACCACUAUUGGUAUCGACUUCAAGAUUCGCACCAUAGACCUGGGAGGCAAGCGAGUGAAACUCCAAAUAUGGGAUACAGCGGGUCAAGAGAGAUUCCGGACAAUCACAACGGCUUAUUAUCGCGGUGCGAUGGGUAUAUUGCUUGUUUACGAUGUUACAGAUGAAAGAUCUUUUAACAAUAUUCGAACAUGGUUCUCCAACGUUGAGCAACACGCUUCCGAGGGCGUACACAAGAUGUUGAUUGGAAACAAGUGUGACUGGGAAGAGAAACGAGCCGUAUCUACCGAGCAAGGCCAGCAGCUGGCUGAUGAGCUAGGCAUCCCCUUUUUGGAAGUUUCCGCGAAGAAUAACAUCAACGUCGACAAAGCAUUUUACACCCUCGCUUCGGAGAUAAAGAAGGUCAUGGAUACAUCGAAGGCUGAGCAGUCUGCUUCACAUAACGUCAGUAUAGAUCAAGGCACGGGGUCCGGGACAGGGCUCGCGAACAAGUGCUGUUAAAUGGGUUGGGUGCUAGAGGGAGGGUUGAGAGAGCAUUUGAUGUCAGUUCCUUCCUCGCAGAUGAUUUGUCUGUAUAAUUUUAUAUCCUUCUUCUUUUUAUCGCGUAUGAUUACCCCUGAAGAGACAAGACUUUAUGCCCUGUGUCAGGUUGAUCAGGUUGCCCGCCUUUUUUUUUUUACUUUUUUUGUGUCAUUUGCCGCUUCAUUCUGUCCCCUUCGUUAUUUGUUUUUUAUCUAUGAUGUUCCAAGGAUGUGUCUCUUAGGUAUGGAUGUUUGCUGCUUUACCCUGAUCGGGAUAGAUUACUGCUUCCAAUGUUAUGUCAGGCAAAUGUUAAGAGUACCUGUGUGGCCUUG